Messenger RNA from Marasmius oreades (fairy-ring Marasmius), 300 nucleotides. RefSeq lists its product as uncharacterized. NCBI's taxonomy places the organism in Eukaryota, Fungi, Basidiomycota, Agaricomycetes, Agaricales, Marasmiaceae. The transcript has 3 exons. Bases 1 to 300 code for a protein of 99 amino acids. The record is from RefSeq and is a predicted model, not a curated record.
AUGGCGGAUGCAUCCAAUACGAAACGUUCAAACUUGGAUCUUGAUAACCAGGUCCAUGCUACCGGUACUAUGGCUGACAAGACCAGAAAGGCUACUAGUUCUCCCGCUUUCUCACAAGAGCAACAUCGAACAACAAAGCACCUGGCACUAGGCGUCACUAACAGCUUUCAGCAAACCAUCCUGGAGGGCGUCAUGGAGCAAUAUUGGACGCCUUUCAAACCUGAACCCCCGAUGAAGCAACUGUUAGCUGAACUUCUCGACCUAGAACCUUCGAGUGUAGAUAAAUGGUUUCUAAACUGA